GUGACGCAAUCCGCCGCAGUGCCGCAUGGGAAGGGCGUGUCAAAGGUCAUGGAUGAACACAACAGACGUGCUGAGGAACAGCCCGGAGGAGAGCCAUGCCUCCUAAGAAGUGCAAUCAGACAAAGGUGAUGAGGAACCACCGAGAACAUCACAAACCUCCCGAGACUGCCACCAUGAACUCUAACAACGACUCAAAGAGCUCCGAUCUCGGCAUCCAAGUCAAGAAGAGGAAAACGACCAUCGCGACCCUGGCAGAAGCGGAGGAAGAGAGCAUGCUAACGUGGCUGAGAGAACACCCCGAGUUGUACAACAAGAAGGCAAAGGAGUAUAAGAAUUUGCGGAGGAAGGAGACACUGUGGCAGGAGAAGGCGUCGGACAUGGGAAGGAGCGUGGAGCAUCUUCAGACUUGGUACAGGAGCAUGAGGACACGGAUGGCCAGGCUGCUGAAGAAUAAGUCUGUGGAAGAACUGACUGACAGGGACACGUGGGUGAUGGAGAACUUUACUUUCCUCCGGAAGCACAUCGAAGCGGUUCACAGAGGGAGGGGACCAAUGAAAAGAAUUGCUCAGGGACCGGGUCCUCCAGUGAGCCAGGGUACGCUGGACCCAGUCACAAACCACAUCCUGCUGAUGCAGCAGCAGCUGAUGGAGCGGCUGCAGCCGCAGGGCGACCAGGAGAGGCUGGGGUUCGCCGAGUGGGUCCGGGCGACGCUGGUCAGCCUGCAGCACGACGUGUGGCGACGCGCCCAACGGGACAUCAUCGACGUCCUCCACCGCGCCAUACGGGAGAGUGACGCCGCGCAACAACCGUCCGACACCAGUAGUCCGAAACUGUCCACUGCUCCUAGUACGAGUACAGGAUCCACAGUACCGCCAUCAUUAACCGCGAACCCCGGAACCUCCUUCGACCGGUACAACCGGCUUCCUUCUAGUCAGCAAAUGUGGCAGACGCCGAUAAACCAGUGGACAUCCCAGGUUCAGAACAGCAGCAGUUCCUUCACGUGAACUUCCUGUGUUCUCCUUCUAAGAUUGAGUCUUUAGUUUAAUAAGUGCAAUUUGUGCCCGUCCCACGAAAUCUUACUUGCUAAUUUGGACUGGUGGCAAGAUUUCUUUCCAAAUCAACCUACAGCGUCAAAACCAUCAUGCAAGGAACAAUACAAGGAGGACGAAAGAGGAAUAGACAAUGUAAGAGAAGAAAGGAUAACAUCAAAGAAUGGACAGGCAUGAAACAUGCAAAUAAAAAUUACGUAAAUGGAGAAGGAUGUGCUGUAUGGUGAUGGAGAAACAUUAUACAUUUAUUCCAUUGCAAAAGGGAUGUAGGGAGACCCUAGCACACCAAGUCAUUGAGGGAGUGACUAUCCCAGACA
Branchiostoma belcheri (Belcher's lancelet) is the source of this 1366-nucleotide messenger RNA. RefSeq lists its product as uncharacterized. Bases 96 to 1004 code for a protein of 302 amino acids. Gene Ontology annotation, biological process: regulation of transcription by RNA polymerase II. The transcript has 3 exons. Gene Ontology annotation, cellular component: nucleus; transcription regulator complex. The record is from RefSeq and is a predicted model, not a curated record. Lineage: Eukaryota; Metazoa; Chordata; Leptocardii; Amphioxiformes; Branchiostomatidae.